Cuscuta europaea is the source of this 2170-nucleotide messenger RNA. The record is from the annotation of a GenBank genome assembly. NCBI's taxonomy places the organism in Eukaryota, Viridiplantae, Streptophyta, Magnoliopsida, Solanales, Convolvulaceae.
CAAACAGCGAUGGGAACUCCCAUAAGAACUAACGAGUGGGGCCUCUCUAGACCUGCGCAGCCUUCAUCGACGGAAUACCUGAAGCCUGUGCGGCAGCCAUGCCGCCGGCGGAAGGAAUCGGGGCGGUGAACUCGCAGGCGAAGACCUCUUACGCUGCGGUGGUAAGGGAUCCUAUCCCCGUCCAACGAUUGCACACUUAGGCUUGCUCCUUCUCCCACGCAUCAGACCUGGGCUCGUCCGGAAUCUUCAGAGGGUUUCCAUCGAUUUCCUUCUAUGACGAUGAUUUACAGGUUCUCUCCCAUCCUUUCCGUUUUUCACUGGUUGGUUCUUUCCCCUCCGGUCGCCCCCCCUCCCUGUGAUUCGUAAAGCGUUUGAACGGUUAGGUUUUUCUGAGGCAUAUUCAGUUGGUCUGCUUCACUCAAACAUUAUUCUGAUAAAUUUUAAAUCAGAUCUUGAUUUUCACAAAUUUUGGGAGAAAAAAACAUGGGACUUCUUUGGAUACCAUAUGGUGGUUACCCGAUGGAGCCUACCAGUUUCUCUAUCGAACGUGAUUCACCUCUUGCCCCGGUUUGGAUUUCGCUCGACGGACUCCCAGUCCACCUACAUGAUUUAAGAGCCCUUAAUUCUAUUGAUAAACUUCUGGGGAAGACAAUACGAAUUGAUGCUCCUACAACAAACUUUUCCAGACCUUCCACAGCCAGGAUUUGUGUUGAAUUAGAUACCUCACUUGAGCUGCCCCCAAAAGUCAGGAUUGGCUACGGUGCCACUAGUUUUUUCCAGACAAUUGUUUAUGAAAAUCUUCCUUUAUUCUGUCACAAUUGCUCUCGUUUAGGCCACAGUGCUGUUAAUUGCCCCCGGGCAACCAGACCUUUGGUGCCUAAAAGCCAGGUUUGUGACCCCGUGAUUGGUAAUUUUUCAAAAGCUAGUGUUUCCCCUAAUAUUGUUGCUGGAACCCCGGAAGCUCUGUUAAUGUAUUGGAUGCCCCUGCUAUUAUUGCUGGUGUCCCUAAAGUCCCGGUUGCCCCUGUUAUUGAUGCUUGUCCUAAAGUGACGUAGGUUACCCGUGAUGCUUUGGCUGCUGAAUUUGCAGUCACCUUUGAUUUGGCGGUUUUGCGGGCUAAUUUCACAACUACCACUGAAAUGGCCCCUACUCAACCCCCUGUUAAGUAUUCAAAUGAAUGUGCCCCUACCAGUGUAUUUUGGUUUUCUUAUUUUUCUGCAGUUCUUGUUGUAACUUCACUUUUAGUCAAAGUGGCGAGGAAGGUAGUUAGUUGGGGAUACAUGUGCUGCUUUUAUUCUAUAUGUGAAUCUUAUCCCCACAUAUUUGUUAAACUUGUCAUUGUUAGUGCACAUUAGUUAAUAUAUAUCUAGAUUAUAAAAGUGAUUAUCAGAUUCUAGUAAGUAGAAACACUACUAUUAAAGUUAGUAUAUCAAACUUAGUACCAAACUACUUAAUAUCUAUUAAUACAGAAAGAGGACUGGAAAGCACAAAGCAGAAAAGUAGUCUGGAAAAUAGAAAAAUAGAGUAAUAAAACAAAUAAUUAAACAAAUCUACCAGAUGAGUGUUUAAGCUAAAUACUGGAGACCGGACCUCUUAUUUCAGCAUGGAGGGAGUAUUUGUUAACUUGUGAUCAAAUAUUUGCCUGUUUUCUUUUACUUCAGAUAUUGUAGUUUGUUGUGUACUGGAUUAGGUGCUCGGAAAGCUGGCAAGACAGGGUCUAGCUAGUCCAAUAUACGAAUGGGCUCUUUCUUCCGCCUCAGAUGAUUUUGUCUAUUUAUGUGGACACCUUUAGAAGAAUAUUAAAUGAAGUUGAGAAAGUUGUUGGUUUUUUAAUUUAUUUUACAUCAGACACAAGUCAUAGAUGGAAUUAUGGAAAGGACACAAGCUACCGGUACAUAAAUAUGGUUGCUUAGAAAUGUAAUAUACACUUUGACCCUUGGCAGAACAUGGUUUUGUUUGAAGUUGUCAAUAGUAAGUUAGUAGUAAUCUGGAGUUGGCCAGUGAUAUUGCUACAAUAAAGUAGUUAUUGUACUAAAUGCUAUGUUAUUUACUUUUGAUUUCUGUACUUCGGUUGCUCAAAUGAGCCUAUUGUUCUUUUUGUUUUGAAUUAAUAAAUGUAAAGAAUUGGGUCAGGGGCUGCAUACAUAUUACUCAUUAAUUUCUACACAAA